Carlito syrichta (Philippine tarsier) is the source of this 2877-nucleotide messenger RNA. RefSeq names its product vesicular, overexpressed in cancer, prosurvival protein 1 (gene VOPP1). The record is from RefSeq and is a predicted model, not a curated record. Gene Ontology annotation, cellular component: cytoplasmic vesicle membrane. The coding region runs from base 199 to 516 and encodes 105 amino acids. The transcript is spliced from 5 exons. NCBI's taxonomy places the organism in Eukaryota, Metazoa, Chordata, Mammalia, Primates, Tarsiidae.
CAAUGCUCAGUGAAACUCUUGAGUAAGUAUCUGUCUUCUGCACUUUUGCAAUGCACAGAAGCCAAAAAACAUUGCUGGUAUUUUGAAGGACUCUACCCGACAUAUUAUAUAUGCCGCUCCUAUGAGGACUGCUGUGGCUCCCGGUGCUGUGUGCGGGCCCUCUCCAUACAGAGGCUGUGGUACUUCUGGUUCCUCCUGAUGAUGGGCGUGCUCUUCUGCUGCGGAGCUGGCUUCUUCAUCCGGAGACGCAUGUACCCCCCGCCGCUGAUUGAGGAGCCUGCCUUCAACGUGUCCUACACCAGGCAGCCCCCGAACCCUGGCCCAGGAGUCCAGCAGCCAGGGCCGCCAUAUUACACUGACCCAGGAGGACUGGGGAUGAACCCUGUUGGGAACUCCAUGGCAAUGGCUUUUCAGGUCCCACCCAACUCACCGCAGGGGAGCACAGCCUGCCCACCCCCUCCUGCCUACUGCAACACGCCCCCGCCCCCGUAUGAACAGGUGGUGAAGGCCAAGUAGCGGGGCACCGCCAGCGUGCAGGAAAGAUCAGAGAGGGCCUUUUGCCGGCCUCUCCUGUCCCCGUCGAUGUUCGCUUCUGAGAAUGUUCUAAUGAGCCACUGGGGCAGACUCCUCUUUGGUAUCUUCAAAGCAAGCACAGCUUCCUUCCAGGCUUUCCAUGGAGGACAGUAUUUGAAUUUGCACUGUGUUUCCUUUGUUGCUUCUGUUUCUGACGUCAUCUGUGCUCUCAAGUGGCAGAGUGUAGUGACAGUCACCGAGGGCUGACUUCCUAGGGUGGCAUGCCCAGAUCCACAGGAGAGAGACUGAGAGCAGAAGGGCAGUGCCAGGGGUGCUGGCGACGUGUGGAGGGGCCAGGCUGAGGCAGUCCGGGCAAUCGUCCUUCCACCAGAUGGAAAGCCCCACACAUAGCAGGCAGCACAGCCAAUGAAGCAGCAGCUGGCGGGUCAGCUGUUCCAGCCCAUCUUCCCAUCAGUCAUAUCUCUAAGAAGCUGUUGGAGAAACAUUCAGGAGAUAGUAGGCCUCUUGGCACUUUGCUGUCUCCAUUCACGUCCAGAAGAUGAGCUUCCCCUGCACCCCCAAGGAAUAGCGGACUAAGCACAGCUCCACGGCAGGGCGGAGGUCCAGUCUCAGACCAGCAUCGGAUGGCUACAGUCAUUUGAAGAUCACCAAGGAAUGUUACUUAAAUUCAUAGAAAUCGCUCCCUGCCCCAAACUGGAACGUUGCAUUUUAUGAGGUCUUAAUCUGACUUGGAAAAAAUAAAAGUCGCCUCCUUUUUCAUUGCAUUUAUGGAAGUGUGUGUAUUGCUUCCAGUCCUUUGAGAUCAGACUGGGAAUGUUUCUUCCUUGGACAUCACUGCCUCUCCAGAGUGGCCUCACGCUAGAGGACUCCUGUACCCUUCUCCAGGGCAGCUGUGGUGGGAGGUAUUGAUGGACACCUUUCAGAACAGAGGACUGAGAAGUCACAUCAACCCUUGGAGGAAGAGAUACCAGCUGAGGUGUCCAUCAGGGCGCAACUGCCAUUCUGAGCCCAGGACCAGUGGUGGUUGUGUUUGAUUUGAGCAGAUGUGUGUUGGGCUCUGAAAAGGAGGAACUUGCUGAAAAAAAGGCAGAAAGGUGCUAACCGGACUGCGCUGACCGUGUAAUCAAAAUCAGAAUAAAGAAGAUGUGGUUGGAAAUGCAAAUAAGAAUCACAUCUCACCCCAGGAUUGCCGGAGUAGUUGACAGCAAGGAGUUCUGUUCUGCUGCAUAGUUCACAGUGCUGAUGUGUAUUUAAACCCAGAUUGAGGUCUGAUGUGUUGUGUCAAGGCAGUGUAGCCAGGAUGCCUAGAUUACUGUAUGGGCAGUAUCACAGGGAAUGGGGUGAGGAGGUGCUUAUUUUUUAAAGGAACUAGUCAGAGCCUCUGAGAAAUUGUUGCUUAUUGAACUGGGGCAUCAAGACAUCUCACUGGGGCGGAUACAGACUGGCUUUUAUUUCCCUGGACCAACAGCCUUGGUGCUCAAACUCUGCUUGGGUAUUUAUAUGAGGCAGGGAGCAAGGAAUAGGGAAGCGGCCGAGGUAGCUGCUUGGAAGCAACUUACUCUAAGGACAAAGGAUCUGAGAACCUCCUGAGGAAUUUUAUGGGAAAUGCUUGGGGACACAGUCAACACCUUCCGAAACAGUUUGUGAACACAGAUGCUGCUGCUGGUAUCUCUGACCACUCUCAUGUGACCUCUGACCUCUCACCCUGAUGGUGGCACCUCUCCACGUUAGGCCUCCAUUAAAUGAGAUGACAAAGCACAACGUUUGCUGUUUACAACCAAGACAACUACAUGGGUCCAAAUGUUCCUCUUCUUCCAGGUCAUUUGUUUUGCAUUUUUAACACCAUUUUCGCCCUUUACUCUUUGUAAUAAAGCACACUAAGAGCUGCCCCUGUUGUUGGGUGAGGGUGCAGUUGAAUAGGCACCCACAUGUCCAUGACAAAAUUUUGUUUAUCUUUUUAUAGCAAAUGCUCUUAAGAGACAGAAUGGUAGGUAGGGCUCAACAAUUUUAUAUUCCCACCUUUGUGUAAGAUAAACUUUGUUUUCCCUUGAAUCUGGUUAGAAUCCUACUACAGCAAACACCGAUAACAUAUACGGAAGUCCUACACGUGAUGACGUUUCCCAGCCAGUCUCGUUUCCUCCUUGCUUUUGGUGGGUGGUACCCACCUCUUAGAGUGAGGCCAGCUCCUGGUGCGUUGAAGUCUGUAGUCUGUGAUUAGGAGUCAACGUGAAACAGAUCUGUGCAUGCUUUUCCCUCUGCAACGUUUGGCUCAUUUCUCUGUUUUGUCCUCUUUUGAUAGGGUCCUCUUUCCUAUGUAUGCAAAAUAAAAGUAAAUUUGGUCAA